Annulohypoxylon truncatum is the source of this 3226-nucleotide messenger RNA. RefSeq names its product ANTH-domain-containing protein. Gene Ontology annotation, biological process: vesicle budding from membrane; clathrin coat assembly; clathrin-dependent endocytosis. The record is from RefSeq and is a predicted model, not a curated record. Gene Ontology annotation, cellular component: clathrin-coated pit; clathrin-coated vesicle. Lineage: Eukaryota; Fungi; Ascomycota; Sordariomycetes; Xylariales; Hypoxylaceae. Gene Ontology annotation, molecular function: clathrin heavy chain binding; phosphatidylinositol-4,5-bisphosphate binding; 1-phosphatidylinositol binding. Bases 619 to 2535 code for a protein of 638 amino acids. The transcript is spliced from 5 exons.
UAAAGGAUGACAGGACUGAACCUUAAAUUGGAUUAGCAGCCCGAUAUCCCGACAGACAACUCCCAACUCGCAACUCGCGGCUGGGAAACUUGGACUUGGAACUUCGACUUUCCAUCUACCGCUUCCAUAGGUUUUUAAUGAUUAGGACGAGAAAGAUAUCGAGCCCGGCAAUCCACGAAAUAACUCGAAACUUUUCAGUCAUCUGCGAAUUAGAAUUAAAUGUAUUAGUAGUUACAUGGAAACGUCUUUUGCUCGAAAUGGAACAGCCGUAACGACCCCAAAUCCGCCUGUCGCCCGUCGCUUGUUCGCCUGUCUAUGCUCACGCUCACGAAAUCCCGUCAAUCCACUCAAUUCCAUCGGCCACGAAGUUGAUCAACCGUGACGUCGCACCCCCGAUUAUGAUUGUCGCCUUUGUCCGACACUGACAAACAAUCCUACCAAUUCUCCUUGGUGUUUCCGAGAACUCCUCUUUCCCCCCUGUAAACCACGAACCCCACGAACCCACGUUGCCCACCGGUACCCAACCCGCCAAAGUUACGAGUUACGCCCCUACAAGACGAACGAAGAAGCUGAGGCUUGACCUCAGCCUACUCAGUCAAGUUCACAAGGUCCGGCAUCAUGUCUAGCUCUUUUGAGAAAUCGGUGAAGGGUGCAACGAAGAUAAAGGCCGCUCCUCCGAAGACCAAGUAUAUCGAACAUAUCCUUAUCGCCACCCACUCGAGCGAGGCAGGCGUAGGAGAGAUCUUUCGAGCGCUGCAGUUUCGGUUGCGAGAUUCAACAUGGACCGUCGUACUCAAGAGCCUGAUUACCAUCCAUUUGAUGAUCAGGGAAGGCUCUCCGGAUGCGACACUAGGCUAUCUUGCGAAACAUCGAACUGCGCUAGCCAUCAGCUCCUUUACUGAUGCUCAGAUCCAAGGCCGAAACAUACGACAUUAUGCCGGCUACCUAGCAGAACGGGUACGUGCAUUCAGGGAGACGGGAGUAGAUUGGGUUCGGGGCAAAGAAACACGGUUGGAGAAAUUGUCAGUUGAGAAGGGUCUGCUGCGACAGACCGAGGUCGUUCAGCAUCAACUUACCGCUCUUCUAAAGUGCGAUGUUCUCGAAGACCCCGAGAAUGAAAUUACCAUCACCGUCUUUAGACUUCUGGUUCUGGACUUGCUGUCGCUAUUCCAAGUGUUGAACCAAGCCAUGAUCAACAUUUUAGGGCACUUCUUUGAAAUGUCGAAGGUGGAUGCGGAAAGAGCUUUGGGAAUCUACCAGAACUUUACGAAGCAGACGGAUUAUGUCGUUCAAUAUCUAUCCGUAGCUCGGCAGUGGGAACCCCAUACUAGGGUUGAGGUACCUAAAUUAAAGCACGCUCCGGUUACCCUUCGUCGUCAGCUGGUAGAAUAUCUGGAAGACCCCGAUUUCGAAACCCACCGACGACAGUACCUGGCCGAGCUCGAGGCCAAGAAAGGCGGUAGCGGACUUUCUUCGAAGGCCGACAAGGGCGCUACAGAUUCCAAAUCCACAACCGCAAAAGCGAAAGCAUCGUCCGCAUCCACUUCGGGCGCACCACCGCAGCCUACCAAGGGGCCAGAUCCGGAUCUCAUCGAUUUCUUCGACUCGAUAGAGCAGAACCAGACUUCUAUGGCCAUGCACUCGAAUACCCAGCACCAACCUCAGAUGGGCCAAGUGAAUCAACCAAUGCCUACAGGAAACCCUUGGCCCUCGAACGAUGGCUUUGCAGUGCAGCAGACCGGCCAGCUUCAAGCCAAUGGGUUUGUUCCUCAGCAAACUGGAUUUCAACCCAAUAAUAGCCCUUUCCAACAGCAGAACGUCGGUGCGUUCUCUCAGCAACAGCAGGUACCGAACCAAAUGCAGCCAAACUUCACCGGGGCUGGUUUUGGUGGGUUCACGCCACAGCCGCAGCCAUCUUUCACGCCAAACAACCUCCCCCCUAUACCGCAGGACUCUACUGCGUCAUUCCAACCUGGAACUCUCUCGCCUCCCAUGCAGACGGGCCUCCAGCCCGGUCAGCAGAUUACAAAUCCUUUCAGGGCAUCUAUGAUGAUGGCGAAUCCAACCGGGAUGACCAACAACUCAUUCGGCGCGCCAACUAGCCCGCAAACCCAUGCUACUAGCCUAACUCGACAAAAUACUAACCCCUUCGCGAGAUCAUCCCCUCAAGCCGCCACACCCUUCCAAAAUCCUCCUUCAAGUUCUCCUUUCCAAUCGCAACCUCCCCAAGCCCCGGUUCAAGCACCACUCCAGUCAGCUACCACCGGAACAAAUCCAUUCGCUAGGAAUUUCAGCCAGACACAGAACGUCCCUCAGGCUCAACAAGCUCAGCCACAGAGGCCGCAGACGAGCAGUGGCCUUAUGCCGCAACCGACUGGCAGCACGAAUCCUUUCCGGCAAGGCGCCUUCGUGAACCACCAAACAGGCAUGGGCUGGCAGCAUGCUCAGCAGACGCCGCUCGGUGGAGGCUUAGAUCAUAUGGAGACGAUGCCAGUGUUCCCUCGACCUGCUACGCAGACACCCUGGCAACAAUAGGGCAGCAUUAUUUUCAGGUGACCGUGGAAGUAUAAUAGUAUCAGGCAGGUGUGGAAGAGAACGAUCGAGGCAAAGAUUACCUAACUAAAUACCUUCCGGCUUAUCCAAGUUCACAUAGAGCGAGGCGUUAUCCCUGGAUUUGACGAUAUUUUCCUCCACACGCGCCGGAUUUGUUCAGAAUGGAGGAAGGGGGAGAGCGAGCUCAAUAAAUGUAACCAACAGGGGAAUUUUCCUACCAGACCGAUUCUCUAGCCUGAAGAGGUGUGAUAUAUCCCACAGAAAGCGUGCGAGUGAGAGGGAGACAAGGGCAGAGAUGAGCGAGCAAACGGUCCAGCUUUGCUUUGCUUUGCUUUUAACCACCUUUUUAGGAAGGAAAAUCUUUUGUAAGAGGGAGACGGACGACCGGAAACUGAAGCAGUGUAUUCGCCGCCUAGGCACCUAGGUAUUUGACGGCGGAUGAGAAGAGAAAUUGGUGGAGGCGGUGGUGGAGGUUUAUCAAUCUUCAUGCUACUAAGUAAACCUGUACUAUUCAAAGAGAAAGGAAGGGAAAGGGAAAGGGAAAGAGAAGCGAGAGAAGAAGGAAGUCGUUGACUUAAAACUUAACUUGACGGACACCCUUUGCAAAGGCAAUUACGUUUAAUAGUAGGCUAUUGUAUAAUGACAUAGCAUAUCUAGCUACGUUGAUAUCGUA